AUGGCCCAAUCAGCUUGGGUGGACGAGCUCCCCAGUAUCCUGUGGUCCUUGCGGACCACCCCCAAGGCCGCGAUCGGAGAAUCCCCUUACAGCCUCUCAUUUGGGACCGAGGCUGUCUUGCCUCCCGAAAUGGUUUUCCCUACCCCGAGGACGGCAGGAUAUGACGAACGAGUAUCGACCCCGGGGCUGCGAGCCGAUCUCAAUCUGCUCGAGGCGCGGCGCGCUAAUGCGCACCUGAAAGACCUCUCCUAUAAAAGGGCCGUCGCUAGAAUCUAUAACCGCAAGGUGCGGCCUCGGCCAAUUAAGCUGGGUGACUUGGUCUUACGCAGGGCCGAGGUUAGCGACCCGACCCGAGCACGUGGGAAGUUAGCUCCCAAUUGCGAAGGCCCUUAUCGGGUGAUCGAAGUGGUUAGGGUCGGUACGUACUGA
Messenger RNA from Musa acuminata AAA Group (dessert banana), 429 nucleotides. RefSeq lists its product as uncharacterized. The transcript has a single exon. The coding region runs from base 1 to 429 and encodes 142 amino acids. Lineage: Eukaryota; Viridiplantae; Streptophyta; Magnoliopsida; Zingiberales; Musaceae. The record is from RefSeq and is a predicted model, not a curated record. Gene Ontology annotation, molecular function: nucleic acid binding.